GCCACUUCCUGUGUUAAAGGCGUGAGCAACUUAAAGACAGACAGUGAGACGGAGAAGACGUUCAGUUCAGUUUUUCAGUUGGUCAAGAUGUCUGCAGACGCUGUCGCUGCUCCACGUUUGAGCCUGAAUGUGAGAUAUAACAGAAACGUCCAAGAGACCAGCGGAGAGGAAGAGGAGAGUCAGGUGGAGAUCUUAGAGGAGGAAGAGCAUCACGCUGAUCUCGGGCCACAAAGAGCCGUCUCCGUAGGACCACACACUCAAAACAAGCCUGCAGCCAACAACAGAAGGCGUCUCAAAGCUGCUGCAGUGACUCUGGGAGGGUUUUAUCUUCUGAUAUUGGCUGCACUCUUCAUUCGCUGCACUGUGCUGCAGAUCAGGUACGACCAACUGAGCAACAACUACAGUCAGUUACAAGGGAAGGUUUCAGUGAUAUCAGUCAACAACAGUCAGUUACAGAGCAGCUACGAAACACUGAGUCUAAAUAACACUCAGUUACAGGAUGAAGUAAAGCAGCUGAAGGACAGAAUUGAAGUCACUUUGCUGCAGACCAGAUACGACCAACUGAGCAACAACUACACUCAGUUACAGGAUGAAGUAAAGCAGCUGAAGGACAGAACUAAAAGUAAAAAGUUAAAAACCAGUGAACUCCUGUAUUAUACACAUUUACAGGAUGUGGUUCUUGUUCCCACUUGA
This is a messenger RNA of Etheostoma spectabile (orangethroat darter), 693 nucleotides long. RefSeq lists its product as uncharacterized. NCBI's taxonomy places the organism in Eukaryota, Metazoa, Chordata, Actinopteri, Perciformes, Percidae. The record is from RefSeq and is a predicted model, not a curated record. The transcript has 5 exons. The coding region runs from base 88 to 693 and encodes 201 amino acids.